CCUCACUGCCAAGCUGAACUUUGAUCUAUCGAAAACGAUCCAUUGUCUGAUUACUUUGACACUCAUUUGAAAUCGCUGCACCACAUGAAGUUUGCAUGACAAUAAAGGAAUUGUAGGUCUGCAAUACGUCUUUGUGUUUACUAUAACAGUAACCAAUCGAUCGCGGAAGCUCGAUCUAGCGCGCAAGUGCCUCUUUCUGGAGUAGCCUAUGUUAUGUAUCUAUACAAUGUUUUAUUUCUCUCUCUUAGAUCAUCUCAAAGGAGUUAUUUCGUAACAUGGGCCUGGCACUUUUAACAGUGAUGUUAGUUACACCUGUGGUGCUAACGAACUUGAGGACAUGCUUUCUGGUCUUUACCUGCGUCGGCCUUACACUGGUUAACAUCAUGGGAACAAUGUAUUUCUGGGAUCUGACAAUCGAUAUAGUGACCACCAUGUUCCUUGUGUUGGCGGUUGGUCUGUCUGUGGAUUACGCGUCUCAUGUAGGACACAUGUUCAUGACGAUAGCUGGCUCGCGAAUGGAACGAGCCCGCGUUACUCUUCGUGACAUUGGACCAGCGGUAUGGAAUGGUGGCUUUAGUACGUUCUUGGCUGUAGUACUUCUGAUCUUUUCCAAAUCUUAUGUCUCCAUGACUUUCUUUAAGGUGAGUAGUUAUUUGGAGAGAACUAUAAGUACGGGAGUUCAGAUGGUAGCGCGCGAGUGAAAUUAUCAAUUGUCAAAACUGGAAUUAAAGAUAAAGUAGUUUGCACUUGGCGCAAACCUCUUCACAGAGCCGGAACAUAUUCAGAUUUGUGUAGCAUGCUAGCAUAAGCAGUUAUUGCUUACAGGGCACCCCCCCCC
This is a messenger RNA of Orbicella faveolata, 838 nucleotides long. Its product is annotated as patched domain-containing protein 3-like. Lineage: Eukaryota; Metazoa; Cnidaria; Anthozoa; Scleractinia; Merulinidae. The record is from RefSeq and is a predicted model, not a curated record. Gene Ontology annotation, cellular component: membrane.